Molecule: messenger RNA, 519 nt
Organism: Parastagonospora nodorum SN15
Lineage: Eukaryota; Fungi; Ascomycota; Dothideomycetes; Pleosporales; Phaeosphaeriaceae
Exons: 2
Coding region: 1-519 (172 amino acids)
Source: RefSeq, a predicted model, not a curated record
AUGGUCUCACGCCUCCAGAUGAAGCUCAAAGAUAAGAUCGGUGUGGCCGGCAUCUUUGCUCUUGGCUUCUUUGUCGUGAUCGCCAGCAUUGUGCGAGCAUACUACUCAAAGAGGAACGAGACCAUGCUUACGUGCACUGUUUCCAUGAUCGAAACCGCCAUCGCCAUCAUUGCCACAUGUCUCCCUGCCUUACGUUCAAUGGUCCUGGGUACGGGUACUUCGAAGGGAACAUCCAAGAACAGCUAUGGCAGACACUACGAACUUUCAUCAGCGCGAAGAGUUGCGAACGAGAACCGCCUUACCGCGAGCCAUGCCAACAGCGGCGGAUUGCACUCAUCGCACAACACUCGCAACAGGGCAAAUGGAUCUGAAGACUCGUUGUUCUCAGACGGACACUUGCAACAGCCAGGGGAUGUUCACGCGGUGCCGGGUAAGAUCACGGUCAACACUCAGAUCGAGACUAUGUUCGAGACUCAGAGUAAUGCAUCAAGUGGAAAAACAAAGUCUCCAUUUCAUUAA